This is a messenger RNA of Pleurotus ostreatus (oyster mushroom), 1980 nucleotides long. RefSeq lists its product as uncharacterized. The record is from RefSeq and is a predicted model, not a curated record. The coding region runs from base 1 to 1980 and encodes 659 amino acids. The transcript is spliced from 3 exons. NCBI's taxonomy places the organism in Eukaryota, Fungi, Basidiomycota, Agaricomycetes, Agaricales, Pleurotaceae.
AUGAGCGCGUCAAAUCCGAAGGGUUCGCUCCCGGCCUCCUACAGAUUUAAGGAGGUGUAUGUCGAUAUACCUCCGUCGCCGUAUCACACACCCAGGGCGAGCAAACUUUCAAUUGGUCCUAGAACGGGUUCGGCGAUCAUCCCAAGUGUCCGCCUCAAGGAGAACAGCAAUUCUAUGCGUGCCUCUAUGCAGCAGACUCCCGUCUCAAAGCGCAAACUCGAUAACGUACCCUCCGUUGAAAUAUCUAUCCCGAGCGCGAAGAGAACCAAGUUGAGCAGCUCGGCAACUAGUUUGGCUUCGUUGCAAAGCAUGUUACCUGCGCAAAAUCAAGAGAAUACGGCGCCAGGAAAUGUUAGCUCGGAAUUCUACUGCCACCAAUGCAACCGCAAAUACAAUAAAGAAGGUGUCCUCGAUGUCGCGGAGUCUGCAACUGCAGCAGGUGUCGCAAGGCACAAGGUCUGGCUCCACUCGGGUGAGUUGUCGCCUGUGGCUUUCGUGCAGCUUAUCAUAACGCAUGGAAUUAUCAGCAAAAUGGCGCCAGUGGGUGUUAACAACGCCUCUACCGCUGUGGGCCAUGACCUGAGUGGUAAAGAGAAGCAAAUCAAGGCGAAGUCUUCAACUGUUCAAAUAUCAUCUGCUUCUGCGAGUGCAUCGAAAGUCGAGAAGUCAUCUUCGGUCGUCCGAAAACCAAAGCCGAAAGCUCCACCGAGUCUGAAGUGGAAAGCCGUGCCUACCGAUCUAAAUUACGAGCAAGCACUACUACGUUUCGAGAUUCGCGAAUUCGUUCUACGCUUCGGUAUUCUCUUCCCCUUCCCUCUGUCCAAGAGUCACAUGGAGGAACUGAACGCAGUCGAGGGAAAGUACGGUAGCACUGGAGACGAGGAAGAUUACGAGCCUCUGCACGGAUGGGUCAGCGAAGGCUGCAUCAAGUCCAUCAUAUUAGGCCUACUCGGGUUCCUCGUCGAUGAUAAACCUGCAGCUGUUGCCAAGGCUAUCAAGUUGGCCAUGAAGGAUAUUCGUUCCUGCGGUGCCAAUCUAAGCAAGCUCUGGGCAGUCCUCGCUGGGCUUAGAGACGUAUUGGGGAGAGACACAUUCCCCGACCCUUUACCUGGCCCUGAGGUAAGCGUUCGGAUGACGAGGAACACCCACGUCGACGAAGCACGACUUACCAGCGUCGCAUUCGCGGCCCAGCUCGUACCCGUGGUGGUUGCACUUCAAGAAGCGACUAUGACCAGCUCCAGGAUCAGGAAGGAGAUAGACGAGGGUGUCCAGUCGAGUAAAGACAUGGUGAAAGAUGCGCGCGAGCUGUCGAAGAAAGAGGCGGAGCGUUGGGAACAACAGAAGAAAGAUAUUGCGAGUGCAGCGAAGGGCGGCAAGGAGGCGACGUUGAAGGCUGCACGGCAAGAACACAAGCAACACCUUCAGAAGCUCGACGGUAUGACUAAGAUCCUAUCGCACGCUUAUACUCCUCGAUCUGGGUAUUUGGGGCAGGAUGCUGAGGGGAGAACUUACUGGGCUUUGUCCCCUGGCAUGCCGGAGCGGGAAGAAGCACUGGCAUUCCUUGAGGCUUGCAAAGAGGUGGAAGGCAAGGGGAAGAAGGCGAAAGGGAGAAGGAGUGCGCCGAGCGUCGCCAAUGGUGAGGAGCUGGAAGACUGGUCUUGGUUCGUCGCGGUGUGGGGUAGUGAGCCGCGAAAUGCUGGUGCAAAGUCCAAGCCCGACGAUGAGGAGGAUGCUUGGUGGGGUAUCUGGGAGCCGGCUGAAAUUCGCAAGCUAUCGCAGUGGCUCACUAGCAAGUAUCGACUCGACGAAGAGGAUGAGACCCCUGCUGCCAAAGAUAGUUGGUGGGCUCAAGAGGGUCAGAAGACCAUCAGAACCAAUUCUUUGCCUUCAAAACAUGAGCUUGAGUCGCUCGUCAAAGGACUGGACGAGUACGCUACCGUUCUGCAGUGGCGAAUAGAGAAAGCUCGCGACGAAGCUUGA